AUAAGAACUUUGUUUUUCCCUUUUUCCAUCUCUUUUCUUUUCUUUUCUUCUAUAGGAGUUGGAAAUGAAAUUGUAUAUAAUCUUAAUUACAGUAUUUCUAAAACUAUUACUCAUUCAUACAAUCUCUACUGAGCCUAUUAAUUAUGGGGCACUUCCAGAUACAUAUGAAUCAAUAACAGAUCAUAUCAUUGUCUUACAAUCUAAUAAACCUAUACAUUUAACUAUAUUUGGUUUACAAAUGGAUUAUAUUAGUCAUAUAUCAUUUGCAUCAAUUAGAAAGCCUCCAAAUUCACCAUGUGAACAUGAACGUGUUACUAGUUCAUUUAAUACACUUCCCGAGAGUUCAUUUGUUACUACCAGCGUUAUAAGUUUACGUGAAUUAUCCAGUAAUGAAGCUGCUUUUUAUCUAUGCAUUCGUAUUAUUCCUGUACAAAUUACUCCACAUAUUGAUUCAUCAGAAAAUACCGCAUCACCAUCACAACCACAACAACAACAGCAACCACGGAAUUAUUCUGAUAUUGACGGUAAAUGGAUCUAUGCUAAUGGUACUACACCGGAGUAUCGUUUAUCCUUUCGGACAACAAGUGCUCUUAUGCCAUUAUGGGUACAAAUUAUUUUCAUUAUUUUAUUAUUUUUUCUAUCUGGUUUAUUUAGUGGUCUUAAUUUAGGCCUUAUGUCACUUGAUAAAACUGAAUUAAAAAUUAUUGAAAGUGCUGGUUCACAUAAGGAAAAAGGUUAUGCUAAAGCUAUACGUCCUGUACGUGAAAAAGGCAAUCUGUUAUUAUGUACACUUCUGCUGGGUAAUGUACUUGUCAAUACAUCAUUAACUAUACUUAUGGAUGAUUUAACUGGGAGUGGUUUAUUCGCUGUUAUCGCCUCUACUAUUGGUAUUACACUAUUUGGUGAAAUUAUGCCACAAGCUGUAUGCUCAAGGCAUGGAUUAGCUAUCGGUGCAAAAACUUUAUGGUUGACAAAAACAUUUAUGCUGCUCACCUUUCCAAUUGCAUUUCCUGUUAGUUAUAUAUUGGAUAAAAUACUUGGUGAGGAAAUUGGUCAAGUGUAUAGUAGAGAAAAGCUUGGAGUACUUAUACGUGAACAAGAGUUGGAAAUGAAAUUGUAUAUAAUCUUAAUUACAGUAUUUCUAAAACUAUUACUCAUUCAUACAAUCUCUACUGAGCCUAUUAAUUAUGGGGCACUUCCAGAUACAUAUGAAUCAAUAACAGAUCAUAUCAUUGUCUUACAAUCUAAUAAAGCUAUACAUUUAACUAUAUUUGGUUUACAAAUGGAUUAUAUUAGUCAUAUAUCAUUUGCAUCAAUUAGAAAGCCUCCAAAUUCACCAUGUGAACAUGAACGUGUUACUAGUUCAUUUAAUACACUUCCCGAGAGUUCAUUUGUUACUACCAGCGUUAUAAGUUUACGUGAAUUAUCCAGUAAUGAAGCUGCUUUUUAUCUAUGCAUUCGUAUUAUUCCUGUACAAAUUACUCCACAUAUUGAUUCAUCAGAAAAUACCGCAUCACCAUCACAACCACAACAACAACAGCAACCACGGAAUUAUUCUGAUAUUGACGGUAAAUGGAUCUAUGCUAAUGGUACUACACCGGAGUAUCGUUUAUCCUUUCGGACAACAAGUGCUCUUAUGCCAUUAUGGGUACAAAUUAUUUUCAUUAUUUUAUUAUUUUUUCUAUCUGGUUUAUUUAGUGGUCUUAAUUUAGGCCUUAUGUCACUUGAUAAAACUGAAUUAAAAAUUAUUGAAAGUGCUGGUUCACAUAAGGAAAAAGGUUAUGCUAAAGCUAUACGUCCUGUACGUGAAAAAGGCAAUCUGUUAUUAUGUACACUUCUGCUGGGUAAUGUACUUGUCAAUACAUCAUUAACUAUACUUAUGGAUGAUUUAACUGGGAGUGGUUUAUUCGCUGUUAUCGCCUCUACUAUUGGUAUUACACUAUUUGGUGAAAUUAUGCCACAAGCUGUAUGCUCAAGGCAUGGAUUAGCUAUCGGUGCAAAAACUUUAUGGUUGACAAAAACAUUUAUGCUGCUCACCUUUCCAAUUGCAUUUCCUGUUAGUUAUAUAUUGGAUAAAAUACUUGGUGAGGAAAUUGGUCAAGUGUAUAGUAGAGAAAAGCUUGGAGUACUUAUACGUGAACAAGAGUUGGAAAUGAAAUUGUAUAUAAUCUUAAUUACAGUAUUUCUAAAACUAUUACUCAUUCAUACAAUCUCUACUGAGCCUAUUAUUUAUGGGGCACUUCCAGAUACAUAUGAAUCAAUAACAGAUCAUAUCAUUGUCUUACAAUCUAAUAAACCUAUACAUUUAACUAUAUUUGGUUUACAAAUGGAUUAUAUUAGUCAUAUAUCAUUUGCAUCAAUUAGAAAGCCUCCAAAUUCACCAUGUGAACAUGAACGUGUUACUAGUUCAUUUAAUACACUUCCAGAGAGUUCAUUUGUUACUACCAGCGUUAUAAGUUUACGUGAAUUAUCCAGUAAUGAAGCUGCUUUUUAUCUAUGCAUUCGUAUUAUUCCUGUACAAAUUACUCCACAUAUUGAUUCAUCAGAAAAUACCGCAUCACCAUCACAACCACAACAACAACAGCAACCACGGAAUUAUUCUGAUAUUGACGGUAAAUGGAUCUAUGCUAAUGGUACUACACCGGAGUAUCGUUUAUCCUUUCGGACAACAAGUGCUCUUAUGCCAUUAUGGGUACAAAUUAUUUUCAUUAUUUUAUUAUUUUUUCUAUCUGGUUUAUUUAGUGGUCUUAAUUUAGGCCUUAUGUCACUUGAUAAAACUGAAUUAAAAAUUAUUGAAAGUGCUGGUUCACAUAAGGAAAAAGGUUAUGCUAAAGCUAUACGUCCUGUACGUGAAAAAGGCAAUCUGUUAUUAUGUACACUUCUGCUGGGUAAUGUACUUGUCAAUACAUCAUUAACUAUACUUAUGGAUGAUUUAACUGGGAGUGGUUUAUUCGCUGUUAUCGCCUCUACUAUUGGUAUUACACUAUUUGGUGAAAUUAUGCCACAAGCUGUAUGCUCAAGGCAUGGAUUAGCUAUCGGUGCAAAAACUUUAUGGUUGACAAAAACAUUUAUGCUGCUCACCUUUCCAAUUGCAUUUCCUGUUAGUUAUAUAUUGGAUAAAAUACUUGGUGAGGAAAUUGGUCAAGUGUAUAGUAGAGAAAAGCUUGGAGUACUUAUACGUGAACAAAUAUGCAGUAUUUAUACGAAACUGUGUGUUAAUUGUCAUGAAUUACGUCGAUCACGUGUAUGCCGUUUACCGUUUCAUCUUGGACCAUCACCAGAAUUGGCUUUAGGUGUUUCAGUGUAUUGUCUAAUUCGUCCAGUACACUUGCCUACUCCAAUAUGGCUUUCAUCUAAUGACAAUAAGCCAAUCACAGUAAGAAGGCAAUAUUACAAAGCCAUAGAUCCAUAUGGUUCGUAUGAUCCAGUGAAAGAUGCACUCGCUGAUCAUGAUCUAGUUCGUGGUAUUAAACUUGAUGGUCGUUAUGUAUGCUUUGAUAAAGAUGAAAUUAAUGAAGCAAUGAAAAAUAUUGCUCCUGUUGGUAUCCAUCUGUUGGGUUUUAUACCAAUGAAAUUUUUAAAACGUUUCUAUUAUAUUCGUCCAGCACAGUUUAUUUAUCCUGAUGAAGCAUCGAUACACGGAAGUUGUUUAUGGUUUACAGCUCUGCUGAAUCGUUGUCUACAUCGUAAACUUUUAGCUAUAGCUGUAUAUGUUCAAAGAAAAGGACAAUUUCCACGUCUUAUUGCACUUUAUCCUCAAGCUGAAGAGGUGAAUGAAGUCAAAGUUCAGACCAUGCCACCUGGAUUUCAUAUUAUAUUUUUACCCUUUGCCGACGAUUUCCGUGAUAUUGACAUUCCAUCUGGGGAAAUAGCUGAUGAAUCUCAAGUAGAUAUUGCUAAGGCAAUGAUACGUAAAUUAAUGGUACUAUUCAGUCCUGGACAAAUUGAAAAUCCCUUGCUACAACGUUAUUAUUCCCUACUUGAAGCGUUAGCAUUUAAUCGAGAAUCUCAAUCUGAAAUUGUUGAUCAUACAUUGCCUAAAAUUAGAGCUAUGAAAAGAAAAGCCAGUGUAGAAAUUGAAGCCUUCAGACAAUGUUUCAACUUGGAGGCAGUGAAUUCAUCAAAGAAGGCUUGCACUUCACAAUCAACUGACAGUAAUAGUAGUCAAAGUGUAAAACCAUUUCUAUCUGAAGAUGAACUCAAAGCAGCUGUGAGACUUGGUCAAUUAAAUAAGUAUACAGUGACAGUUUUACGUGAUACAAUCAAAUCACUUGAUCUUAAAAUAUCAACAACUGGUCGGAGUAAAAAAUCUGAUAUUAUACAACAAAUAAUGAAUCACUUUAAAUGAUGGAGAAAUCUGCUGUUCUUGUUGUUGUUGGUGUUGUUGUUUUAGAAAAAAAAAUCCUUUCCCGUCUUUUUGUAUCCUUCAUUCAUUGUUCUUGUUUCCUGCCGUAUUUGUAUGUCUUCUAUUUUUGUAAAUGUUUGAAAGAACAG
Trichobilharzia szidati is the source of this 4494-nucleotide messenger RNA. The record is from the annotation of a GenBank genome assembly. Lineage: Eukaryota; Metazoa; Platyhelminthes; Trematoda; Strigeidida; Schistosomatidae.